This is a messenger RNA of Triticum urartu, 1102 nucleotides long. RefSeq lists its product as uncharacterized. The record is from RefSeq and is a predicted model, not a curated record. Lineage: Eukaryota; Viridiplantae; Streptophyta; Magnoliopsida; Poales; Poaceae.
AAUCCACCAUCACCUCCACACCCAGUCAGUCACCCGUAACAGUGCCCCGUUUCUUCAGCUCACACGCCAAGACCAGACGCCACCACCACCAUCACCACCUUUUACAAGCCUCUCUCGCCACACAGCAGCGAAGCCAGCCCACGACGAUCCAGCUAUGGCAUGCGUUAACAUGUACAACCCGGACGGCGGCGCGGUGGCGUUCGGCGGCGGGCAGCCGGGCCCGCGCAUCUCCUUCUCCAGCGACUUCUCCAUGGAGCCGCCGCCGCCGGUGCAGAACCGGGCCAUGGGCCUGCGGUGCCAGGAGGAGGACCAGAACUUCGAGUUCUCCGUGGGCAGCCACCCCAUGAUGGCCGCCGACCAGCUCUUCUCCAAGGGCCGGAUCCUCCCCUUCAAGGUCGAGGGCGGCCGCCCGCCCUCCACGCUCCGCGACGAGCUCCGUGGUGGCGCCGCCGACGAGGAGAGGGCGUCCACGACGCCCAAGGGGUCCAGCCGGUGGAGGGAGAUGCUCGGCCUCCGGAAGUCGCUCUGCGUCGGCGGCGGCGUCGCCAGUAAUGCCGCGGCCGCCAAGAAGAGCGACAAGGUCGUCGCCGUCGACGCCGACGCCAAUAUAGCCACCGACAUGGCCGCGCCCAAGCAGGAGCUAUGAGAGGUGACCGGCCGAUGGGGACGACGGCGACAUGAUCGGAAACCUCCUUCUUCCUCGCCAUCGCUCGCGCCAUGUUCACCGGUCUUCUCUCAUCGUGCUCGUCAGUCGUUUUGGGUGGCCCGAUUGCCUGCGUGCUAGCUAGCUACUCUACAUGGCCAGUGUCCAUGUCCAUGUGUGUGCAUGUGUUGAAGAGCAAACAAUUCUGUAAUUUCACUUCUUUUUCCCCUCCUUUCAUAAGUGACCCGCUCUCGAUCUCUAGCUAGCAGCUGUCCACUACCACUAGCUAGAUCCCCAUCACCUCACUUCUUCUUGUUCUUCCAAGCUUUGUUUUUUCCUCCACCACCAUCCGGCUCUGCCUGCCCGCCCAUGGCCGGCCUGUACAUAACGCUUGUGUGUAGAUGGGAAAUUUAUGGUGCAAUGAUUAGCCCUCGCCAGGCGGCCAGAUCUGUGGCGACA